Molecule: messenger RNA, 3180 nt
Organism: Suhomyces tanzawaensis NRRL Y-17324
Lineage: Eukaryota; Fungi; Ascomycota; Pichiomycetes; Serinales; Debaryomycetaceae
Product: isoleucine--tRNA ligase
Exons: 1
Coding region: 26-3019 (997 amino acids)
Biological process (GO): isoleucyl-tRNA aminoacylation
Cellular component (GO): cytosol
Molecular function (GO): ATP binding; isoleucine-tRNA ligase activity; tRNA binding
Source: RefSeq, a predicted model, not a curated record
CUAAAGUGUGCCCCAUACUCCAAAUAUGAGGACAAUGAGGGCAAGAAUUUCCGCCAAACAGUCCUUCAGAGCUUUUCUGGGGACUUCUAGAGCCUUAGACGACAAGAAGAUUCUGUAUUCUCACACUUUACACCUUCCUAAAACGAACUUUGGCCCAAAAGUACCCAAGGGCGCUGAAAGAACAAGACUCAUAGAGACUACUAGUCAGGACCUAUACGACUGGCAGUUUCAUCAUAAUAAAGAAAACCCAGAGUUUAUAUUACAUGAUGGUCCGCCUUAUGCAAAUGGUGACUUACAUCUCGGCCAUUCAUUGAACAAAAUUUUAAAAGAUAUCAUCAAUAGAUUCGAGUUGAUCUACAACAAUUCAAGAAUUAAAUACGUUCCGGGAUGGGACUGUCAUGGACUUCCUAUAGAGAUGAAAGCUACCAAUAUGGAGAAUGAUAUCAAGAAGGGUAAAGAUCCUAAACCGCUUACAGCAGUGGAAAUCAGAAAUGCAUGCAGAGAGUUGGCGUCUUCUAUGAUAGAUCUGCAGAGAAAACAAUUCAAGGAGUUUGCUAUAAUGACAGACUUUGAAAACCCCUACAUCACCAUGUCACACAAAUAUGAAAUCAAUCAGUUACAUAUCUUCAGGAAGUUAAUGGAAAAUGGUCUAUUAUCGAGGCAAUUAAAGCCGGUAUGGUGGGGUUGUGAAACCCAAACUGCAUUGGCUGAAGCAGAAUUGGAGUACAAUAACGACCACAAAUCAGUCUCAAUCUUUGUGAAGUUCCCAAUGGUUUAUGGGAAACUUCAUCAACAACUUCAAGCACAAGGCCACCAAGUCAGCAAAUCCAAUUUAAAAUUGUUAAUAUGGACCUCGACACCUUGGACCAUUCCACUUAAUAAGGCAAUUUGCGUCAAUGAACAAUUUACGUAUACUUUGUUGCAGAACAAAGCUACUGAAGAAUUUUUGGUGGUAGCCGACUCACUUAAAGAUCAAUUAGUUGAGCUUGACAAUGAUUGGUUAGCAAUGGAUGUGAAGUUCUCAGGAAGUGAAUUGGUAGGGAGUCAAUAUAUCAAUUCAGCAUCUAUGGAUAAUGCUGAGCAUCCAGUUUUGCACGGAGAUCAUGUUGUGGACAAUGCGGGUACUGGUCUUGUGCACACUGCUCCGGCUCAUGGAGGUGAGGACUAUUUAGUAGCAAAGAAAAACGGUAUCGAGAUCGAUUCGUCCGUUGAUAACCAAGGAAAAUACAUACCAGGAAAGCUUUCUCCUGGAUUUGAUUCUUUACAUGGCAUGAAGGUGACUAUUCCAACCACUAUUUGGAAGUGUAUUGAAUUAUUGAAAGAAAGCAAUAUGAUUUACAGCAUAAAUAAGAAUUUCAGACAUUCUUAUCCAUAUGAUUGGAGAUCAAAGACGCCAGUAAUCCAGAGGGCAACUCCCCAGUGGUUUGUGAAUGUUGAAAAAAUCAAAUCUUCAGCAUUGAAAGCAUUAGAUGACGUCAAAUUUUACCCUGAGUCAGGUAAAAACAGACUUCCCCUGUUUAUUAAGAAUAGAAACGAGUGGUGUAUAUCGAGACAAAGAUCCUGGGGAUUGCCUUUACCGAUAAUAUAUCAUAAAGAGAGUGGGGAUGCGGUGGAAGAAUUGAGAAUAAUUGAUUACAUUAUCAAUCAGAUCGAUAAGUUUGGUACUGAUGAAUGGUUUGUCAUCGAGGAGGACAUUUCUAGAUGGCUCCCGGAAGAUUUGAAACAUAAAGGAAAAGAAUUUUAUAAAGGUCAAGAUACCAUGGAUGUAUGGUUUGACUCUGGUACCUCUUGGAGUACUCUUUCGUCCAACUUGGAUGACCUUUUAAAAUCGGAGAAUCCAAUCGCUGAUAUUUAUUUGGAAGGAAGUGAUCAGCAUAGAGGUUGGUUCCAAUCGUCUUUGCUCAACAAGAUAAUUGCAUCGGGUGAUAAGGGGUCAAAUUUUAAAGCAGUUGCACCAUUUAAAAAAAUCAUCACCCACGGAUUCACUUUAGACAGUAAAAAUGAUAAGAUGUCCAAAUCAAAGGGAAACAUUAUUUUGCCAACCCACGCUAUGGAAGGCGGAGGAAAGCCAUUUUUACCUGCUUUAGGCACUGAUGGCUUAAGAUUGUGGGUUGCAUCUUCUAAUUACAAUUCUGAUGUCAAUGUAACCAGUGAAGUAUUGACUAGAGUGUUUGAAAAUUCCAAAAAGAUCAGAGUUACUUUCAAAUAUAUGUUGGGUAAUUUGAAAGAUUUUGAAGCUCCUCUCCCAUACAAUCAAUUAAGUCCAUUGGAUAAGUAUGCCUUGUCCAAGCUUCAUAAACUCGAAACCAAUUGCAUUGGAUUUUACAAGGAACACAAUUUUUCCCGUGUUGUGUCGGAUAUUAAUUUUCAUAUGAACAAUGAUUUGAGUGCUUGGUACUUUGAUAUUUCGAAAGAUUGCUUGUAUACUGAUGAAGUAUCUUCUACAAGAAGAAGAGGAAUACAAACUGUUUUGCGUGAAAUUUUGCGCACUUACAUUGGAUUGUUAGCACCUAUUCAACCGCUUGUCACCCAGGAAGUUUGGCAAGAAUACUCGUCUUUAUUUGAGCACGGUGAGGCCUCGCCCUUCCAAAUGGGAGGUUGGUCUAACUUCUACAAGUUGCCUGAGGAGUAUAUGAACCCAGAGGUUGAAAAAGAGUUUGAAACGGUCUGGAAAAUUAGAGAUCACAUUUACAAAGAAUUGGAGAGUCUCCGUGAAAGUGGUCAAUACAAGAACAAGUUAGAGACUCAGGUAAACAUUACCACCGAUGGGGACUUGAAAAUCCUUCUCGAAGCUCACAAAAGCUACUUGGAUGAUUACUUUUUGGUAUCCAAGGCUAGCCUAAACUCACCACUCUCCAGCACCUCUACCCAUCUCUCCGAGUCCAAGCUCCAAUUGGACGGGAGUACGGUCGAGAUUGAAAUAGGUCUUUCCGAUGAUACUAAAUGUCCCAGAUGUUGGAAAUAUACUGCUCCACAAGAAGACGCUCUUUGUAAAAAGUGUGCACAUGUUGUGGCAUAAGUUGCGAAAGUUUCGCAUCGUCUUUGGCAAAGGUUGCGGCCAGGCAAAUGAAACCUAAGAUAAGGUACUGCAUAAUGCAAUGGUGAGUCAACUCAUGUCCUGUAAAUAGAUGUACAUAUAGCGCUUAUUUUAACGUUAAUAGAAGAAAUUUGGUAUAGUGC